Molecule: messenger RNA, 3366 nt
Organism: Gossypium raimondii (Peruvian cotton)
Lineage: Eukaryota; Viridiplantae; Streptophyta; Magnoliopsida; Malvales; Malvaceae
Product: pantothenate kinase 2
Exons: 23
Coding region: 246-3020 (924 amino acids)
Biological process (GO): coenzyme A biosynthetic process
Cellular component (GO): cytosol; nucleus
Molecular function (GO): pantothenate kinase activity; ATP binding
Source: RefSeq, a predicted model, not a curated record
GUGGAAAGACAGGAGGUGAAAAACACGUGCAUUCAUUGCGGGUGGGAGUGAAUUGAGCUUCACUAUUCCAGUGUGCAAAGAACAUCGAUCGGGUUAAGGUUUUCUGGAACCGCAAAUCGUGUGUCCCAUAAUACCUGGACCUGCUACUCUGUUUUGCCUUCACAAAUCAUCGACUCAAAGGACAAGUGACCAAAAAGGCUCAGCCCCCAAAAGCAGUUAGGGUGGUGAGAAUAUUGUGGGAAUUAAUGGCUGGUCUAACUGGACACCCAGUUCUGGAAAUUGGCGAUAAGUUCGAGGAACUUCAAAAUAAUAUUAUUAACAAUAAUAAAAACAAGGAGGUUAUAGACAAGGCAAGGUUGGUGGUGAAAGGAGAGGAAAAUAGUAAUAACAAUAACAAUAAUCAGGGAGGUGAGAGAGAUAUGGCUCCUCCUACUAGCAAUUCGCUUCACAGGUCAGGUUCAAGGCCUCAACUUGACCUUAGCAAAGCUGCAAUCCAAGGCAAUUCUGAGGAAAGGGAUCCUACCAUUUUGUUGCCUAAUCAAUCUGAUGAUAUUUCUCAUUUUGCUCUUGAUAUUGGAGGCUCUCUUAUUAAGUUGGUGUACUUUUCAAGACAUGAAGGUCAAUCAAUUGAUGAUAAGAGGAAGAAAACUGUCAAGGAAAUUUCAAAUGGUAGCAGGAGAAGCUAUCCUAUUCUUGGUGGGAGGCUUCACUUUGUGAAGUUUGAGACAAGCAAGUUGAAUGAAUGUUUGGAUUUUAUUUCUUCCAAGCAGCUUCACAAUGGCAGAAUUGAUUCUCAUUACUGGAAUUCUGAGGCCACAAACAAAGAAAAUGCAGUUAUCAAGGCCACAGGGGGUGGGGCAUACAAGUUUGCAGACCUCUUUAAAGAAAGGCUUGGGGUCAGUAUCGACAAAGAAGAUGAAAUGGAUUGUCUUGUGGCAGGAGCAAAUUUCUUACUAAAGGCUAUUCGUCAUGAAGCUUUCACACACAUGGAGGGUCACAAAGAGUUUGUUCAGAUUGACCACAAUGAUCUGUUCCCCUAUCUUCUUGUUAAUGUUGGAUCUGGUGUUAGUAUGAUAAAGGUUGAUGGGGAUGGAAAAUUUCAGCGUGUUAGCGGAACAAAUGUUGGAGGUGGUACCUAUUGGGGAUUGGGGAGGCUACUAACGAAGUGCAACAGCUUUGAUGAACUGCUAGAACUGAGUCAAAGGGGAGACAACAGGACCAUAGACAUGCUUGUUGGAGACAUUUAUGGUGGUAUGGAUUACUCUAAGAUUGGUCUCUCUGCUUCAACCAUAGCUUCAAGUUUUGGCAAGGCUAUCUCUGACAAAAAGGAGCUUGAAGAUCACAGACCUGAAGAUAUUUCCUUGUCUCUCUUGCGAAUGAUUUCAUAUAAUAUUGGGCAGAUAUCAUACUUAAAUGCACUUCGGUUUGGGCUUAAGCGAAUUUUUUUCGGAGGAUUUUUCAUUAGGGGUCAUGCGUAUACUAUGGAUACAAUCUCUUUUGCUGUUCAUUUCUGGUCACAGGGACAGGCACAAGCUAUGUUCUUGCGACAUGAAGGGUUUUUGGGAGCCUUAGGUGCAUUUAUGAGUUAUGAGAAGCUUGGCCUCGAUGACUUGAUGGUGCAUCAGUUAGUUGAAAGGUUUCCAAUGGGCGCACCAUACACAGGAGGAAAGAUACAUGGACCACCACUUGGUAACUUGAAUGAAAAGAUUUCUUGGAUGGAAAAGUUUGUGUUGAAGGGGACUGAGAUUACUGCACCAGUACCAAUGGCUCCACCUGGAACCACUGGACUUGGGGGAUUUGAAGUUCCCUCUUCCAAAGGUGGUACUCUGCGCUCUGAUGCUAGUGCUUUAAAUGUUGGUGUUCUCCAUCUUGUACCCACUUUGGAGGUGUUCCCGUUAUUAGCCAACCCUAAAAUGUAUGAGCCUAAUACCAUUGAUCUCUCAGAUCACUGCGAGCUUGAGUAUUGGUUCACUGUGCUUUCAGAGCACUUGCCAGACCUUGUUGAUAAGGCAGUGGCAAGUGAAGGUGGAACUGGUGAUGCUAAAAGAAGAGGUGAUGCUUUUGCUCGUGCUUUCUCUGCUCACUUGGCAAGGUUGAUGGAGGAACCAGCUGCUUAUGGGAAGUUAGGAUUGGCCAAUCUUUUGGAACUAAGGGAAGAAUGCUUGAGGGAGUUUCAAUUUCUUGAUGCUUAUAGAAGCAUCAAACAGAGGGAAAAUGAGGUAUCUCUUGCUGUUUUACCUGAUCUAUUGAUGGAGCUUGAUCGUAUGGAUGAGGAGGCAAGGUUGCUUACCUUAAUUGAAGGUGUUCUAGCUGCAAACAUAUUUGAUUGGGGAUCCCGAGCCUGUGUUGAUCUCUAUCAUAAAGGAACAAUUAUCGAUAUUUAUAGAAUGAGUCGGAACAAAAUGCAAAGACCCUGGCGUGUGGAUGAUUUUGAUCUCUUUAGGGAGAGAAUGUUAGGGUCAGAAGGGAAGAAACCUCGGCCCCAUAAGAGAGCUUUACUCUUUGUGGACAACUCAGGUGCUGAUGUUGUCCUGGGCAUGCUUCCACUAGCAAGAGAACUUCUCCGACGUGGAACAGAAGUUGUUUUGGUUGCAAAUUCUCUCCCUGCACUGAAUGAUGUAACCGCUAUGGAGCUUCCUGACAUUGUUGCUGAGGCUGCAAAGCAUUGUGACAUCCUUCGCAGAGCUGCUGAAGCUGGAGGUCUCCUAGUGGAUGCAAUGACUAACACUCUAGAUGGAUCUAAAGAAAAUUGUUCUUCGGUUCCUUUGAUGGUUGUUGAGAAUGGGUGUGGGAGCCCAUGCAUCGAUUUGAGGCAGGUCAGCUCGGAGCUAGCUUCAGCAGCCAAACAUGCUGAUUUGAUUAUCUUAGAAGGAAUGGGUAGAGCUCUUCACACCAACUUUAAUGCUUGGUUUAAAUGUGAAGCCCUGAAGCUCGCGAUGGUGAAGAACCAGAGGUUGGCAGAAAAACUGAUCAAGGGAGAGAUUUACGAUUGUGUUUGCAGAUAUGAACCUGCGAGUUAAAAUAUUAUAUACUAACAUGGAGAAUGGAGAUAAGAGCAAUGGAAAGCUGUCAGCAUUAGCCUAUAUUUAUAUGAUAUUGUUUAAAUUUCUCCAUCUAAGUUUGUGAUUUUGUUGAAUAGGGCAGUCAGUGGUUAGUGUGUACUGAGUGAUUAGCAGGCAGCUGAGCUAAGCUUGAGACACCUGCGCUCAAUUCUUGAAGACUGUUACUGUUUGUAUGAUUCGAGAAAGAAGAUAGAAUAAUGUUUAGUAGGGCUGCACUGCACACAUCACAAACGUUGUUCAAUGUAUCAUCAGACUGUAUACUAAUCAACAGAAUGAAGAAUUUGGACAUCGAUUGCAUAGUUUA